Messenger RNA from Penicillium argentinense, 1371 nucleotides. Its product is annotated as CCDC90 family protein. The coding region runs from base 1 to 1371 and encodes 456 amino acids. NCBI's taxonomy places the organism in Eukaryota, Fungi, Ascomycota, Eurotiomycetes, Eurotiales, Aspergillaceae. The transcript is spliced from 2 exons. Gene Ontology annotation, cellular component: mitochondrion. The record is from RefSeq and is a predicted model, not a curated record.
AUGGCGGCUCCGCGGCUCCCCUUCCUCUAUCCGAGCCUCAUGCGUGCCGUACGAUCAUGUCAGCCGAAAACAUACCGCUCUCUCCACUCUCCGCAUCUGCGCGCCUUCCACGCAACUCGCGGACGCCACCAACAGGCCUACCACCGGCGAUACGGCCCGGCCGUUGAACCGAAUAUCCCCCCACCCUCGAAGCCGAAGGAACAAUCUCCAGAACAAUCGGAGGAGGAGAUUGAGGCGGAGUCACCAGCAGAGGAGCAGCCCGAGCGGAGCACCUCGCCGUCAGAACAAUCCCAGUCGCAGACAGAAUCACAGUCCGAGUCCCCGUCGCUGGACUCGUCAAAGGAAGCACAUGAGGCUGUGGAGGCUUCCGAAGCCUCGGCCAUUAAUUUCACGGAGCAAAUUGCGGAAUCGAUCAAAACUCGGGCCUCGCUAGAACCGGAAAUCCAGGAUGAGGAUGCAGCGGAGGCCGAUAGCCCGGAAAACGCAUCCUCGACGUCCUCGUCGUCGGCGAAAGAUGUUGGGGAGGAGAUGUCGCAAAUGCCACCUUAUGCAAGUCAGAGUGCCUUUGAAGAAGUGUACCAUAUGCCCUCCCCGUCAACUCACCUCACUCCGGCCGGGCCAUCAACGUCAUCUGGCGAGAGGCCUCCACACCUCAGCCCCGCGCCCUAUGUACACCAUUUCGACACAUAUUCGCUGGUACUGGAUCUUCAUAAUAGCGGGUUCAGCAACGAACAGUCGGUCACGAUUAUGAAGGCUGUGCGGAGUAUUCUGCAGAACAACCUCGAUUAUGCGAAGCAGAGCUUGACCUCCAAGUCCGAUGAGGAAAAUGAGUCAUAUCUGUUCAAGGCGGCUUGCUCUGAACUCCAGCAAUCUCUGCAAACGGCCCGUAACUCUGAAAUUCAGAGACAGCGUGCGUCGAGGGGCCAAUUAGAGCACGAAAUCGACAUCUUGUCACAGCGCCUCAAUCAAGAGUUGACCGGAAUGAAAGAUGACAUCAAGGGGAUGUUCAAUGACCACAAAAUGUCUACACGUGAACAGCAACGAACCAUUGACACCUCGGUUCAAGAAUUGAAUUACAAGAUUACCGUUUCGUUGAACAGCGACGGUAAGAGCGAGGCCGAAGGCCUUAGGUGGAUCCUGACCCGGCGUGCUGCUUUAACCGUCGCCACCUGUGCUUUCAUGAUCAUCGUUUUCCUCAAAUAUGCCUCCACCCGUAAGGUGCCCGAGCCGAAAGUGAUCAAAGAGGUCGAAAAGCCCGUUCCUACCAAGGAAGUUACCAAAGAAACUCCGACCCGGGUCGUACAUGAGUCCGGACAUAAAAGCGAAACGCCGUACAUCGCUGAAGCGCACCUCGUCGAAUCCCUUGGCUGA